Molecule: messenger RNA, 2667 nt
Organism: Lutra lutra (Eurasian river otter)
Lineage: Eukaryota; Metazoa; Chordata; Mammalia; Carnivora; Mustelidae
Gene: WSB1
Product: WD repeat and SOCS box containing 1
Exons: 9
Coding region: 300-1565 (421 amino acids)
Biological process (GO): intracellular signal transduction
Molecular function (GO): protein binding
Source: RefSeq, a predicted model, not a curated record
CCGCCAUUUUGUCUUCAGUGUCUGUUUUGCGAUCGGCGGAGUUGGAGGAAGCGUCUUGUUCCGUAGGCUUGAGGCAGGGAACGGGGUCUAUUGUCUGUGUUUGACUCCGUAGUUUGGUCAGAGGCUUUCCGGAGCUUUCCCGGGGGAGUCGGCAGAGGCUCCCGCUUCCGCCCCCGCCCCUCCCCUCCGUCCCCCGGUCCGGGAGGGACCGAUCCCGCGUCACGCCCCUCAGCGCUCGCUGAUCCCUUCUCCGUCGUUGCGUCCGCAUCGCACCCCCGGAAUCAGACGGUGCCCCAUAGAUGGCCAGCUUUCCCCCGAGGGUCAACGAGAAAGAGAUCGUGAGAUCACGUACUAUAGGUGAACUUCUAGCUCCAGCAGCUCCCUUUGACAAGAAAUGUGGUCGUGAAAAUUGGACUGUUGCUUUUGCUCCAGAUGGUUCGUACUUUGCUUGGUCACAAGGACAUCGUACAGUAAAGCUUGUUCCCUGGUCCCAGUGCCUUAAGAACUUUCUCUUGCAUGGCACCAAGAAUAUCACCAAUACAAGCGGUUUGAGACUGUCAAGACAAAAUAGCGAUGGUGGUCAGAAAAAUAAACCUCGCGAACAUGUUAUAGACUGUGGUGACAUAGUCUGGAGUCUUGCUUUUGGAUCUUCGGUUCCAGAAAAACAGAGUCGCUGUGUCAAUAUAGAAUGGCAUCGAUUCAGAUUCGGACAGGAUCAGCUGCUCCUUGCCACAGGAUUAAACAAUGGGCGUAUCAAAAUAUGGGAUGUAUAUACAGGAAAACUCCUCCUUAACUUGGUAGAUCAUACUGAAGUGGUCAGAGAUUUAACUUUUGCUCCAGAUGGGAGCUUGAUCCUAGUAUCAGCUUCAAGAGACAAAACUCUGAGAGUGUGGGACCUGAAAGAUGAUGGAAACAUGAUGAAAGUAUUGAGGGGCCAUCAGAACUGGGUGUAUAGCUGUGCAUUCUCUCCUGACUCUUCUAUGCUGUGUUCAGUGGGAGCCAGUAAAGCAGUUUUCCUUUGGAAUAUGGAUAAAUAUACCAUGAUACGGAAACUAGAAGGACACCACCAUGAUGUUGUAGCUUGUGACUUUUCUCCUGAUGGAGCAUUACUGGCUACUGCAUCUUAUGAUACUCGAGUAUAUAUCUGGGAUCCACAUACUGGACACAUUGUGAUGGAAUUUGGGCACCUGUUUCCCCCACCUACUCCAAUAUUUGCUGGAGGAGCAAAUGACCGAUGGGUACGAUCUGUGUCUUUUAGUCAUGAUGGACUGCAUGUUGCAAGCCUUGCUGAUGAUAAAAUGGUGAGGUUCUGGAGAAUUGAUGAGGAUUAUCCAGUUCAAGUUGCACCUUUGAGCAAUGGUCUUUGCUGUGCCUUUUCUACUGAUGGCAGUGUUUUAGCUGCUGGAACACAUGAUGGAAGUGUCUAUUUCUGGGCCACUCCGAGGCAAGUCCCUAGCCUUCAACAUUUGUGUCGCAUGUCGAUCCGGAGAGUGAUGCCCACCCAAGAGGUCCAGGAGCUACCGAUUCCUUCCAAAGUUUUGGAGUUUCUCUCCUAUCGUCUCUAGAGGGCUCUGUCUUCCCUCGUCCUAGGGUCUGACAGAGCACACUUGACACAAACCUCAAGCUUGACUGACUUCAAGUAUCUGUUCUUCAAGGUUUAGAAGACUUAUUUAAUUUGAUACAUUCUUGUGCAUUUUGAUCAUUUGAGCAUAUUAAAAUAUUAUUUAUAGACUAUAGGAGAACUGUUUCCGGACAUAUCAAAUGUAAAAUUUUUUUUUUUUUUUUUUUUUUUUCUAAAAUUUAACUGUGAAACCAUAUACAUACAUGUAUAUAUUUAGAUAAAAGCUGCUACGUGUUGAAUGGACCCUUCUGCUUUUUUAACUUUUAGUUCCAACAUGUAUAUACUGCUUCAGUAGAGCUGCAAUACCUAGCUUCACUAUAAAAUGGAAGGAAUUUUUUUUAUUCUGGGCCACUGAGUUAGAUGGUAAAUACUGGCUAAAGAAAGCUGGUUCCUGAUUUUUUAAAAUGCAAAUUUGGUUGCGGGUGGGAGGAGUCAGGCAUCUGAUCUGCAGGUAAAACCCACAGGGAAAGGAUCUUAUUUUCUUUAGGAAUGGCAUCUGAGAGGUAGAAUUUGAAUGUGACAUUAUUAAAUAAAAACAGAGCCAGGGUAUAACUAGGAAAAGGGUGUGUGUGUGUGUGUGUGUGCGCGCGUGCGAGCGUGCGUGCGUGUGUCCACGUGUGUCCGUCCCGCAUCGUGUGUCCCCCGCCCCCCCCCCCCCCCCGCCAUAACUAUAUAACCAUUGCUGCGGGCCUUAAUUUUGGAAAGCAGCUUGCUACUUCAACCCCGUGAUAUAAAGUAUUACCAAUUUUAGUCAAUUUGAAAAUUCCAUCUACUGUAUUAUUGGUAAAUAUUUUGUUAUUUGUACUAAGGGACAAUUUUAAAACCAUGGUUUUGCUUUUUUAUUUUUAUUUUUAUGUUUUUUUACAUGUAUCAUGUUUCUGCAGGGGGUAAUAUUGGUGAUUUGCCAAAGAGAAGCAAUCCAGUGUAUCUGCUUUUGCCUUCUGUUAUUUAUCUUACCUGCAGAUAUUAAGAAUGUAUGCAUUAUGUAAAAUGCUUGAUUAUAUAUUUUUGCGUUUUUUUAAUUAAAGACUUGUUAAAAAAAAAAA